Symbiodinium sp. CCMP2592 is the source of this 447-nucleotide messenger RNA. NCBI's taxonomy places the organism in Eukaryota, Dinophyceae, Suessiales, Symbiodiniaceae. The record is from the annotation of a GenBank genome assembly.
AUGCCGGUACACCUAGCUUUGCGACUGCCCUGGCUGUUCUGGGGAAUGCAGGUCUACAGCAAGCUGGAUGCACUUGCGGUGCAAAUCUCAACACAAACGGUCGUCAGCGCAAAGGUCGAGGCGCUUCUCGGCCAAGUCUCCGCUCAGCUCGUAAGCCUAAACAGCGACAAGGGCAGCGAUGAAAAAUGGCACCUCAAGGAGCUCGAGGCCCAAGCGGACACGAAAGCUUCGGAGCCGGCUGCAGAGCCUGAGAGCCCAAUGCUCGAAGGCUUGGGCCAAGAGGCAGUUCUUCCAUCUCCGGAGGAGCUGGCUGCAGCACACGCAGCUUCGCAAGCGGCAGGACCGCCGGAGGACUCCCAGGAACCCUGGGCCGCGGCCUUUCCUGAGCCCCGCCGCGAUGCAGACACUCAGGACUGGGCCGUGUUUCCGUCAGGUGGUCAGCAAUAA